Messenger RNA from Anoplopoma fimbria (sablefish), 1212 nucleotides. It is a transcript of the gene aqp10b, whose product is annotated as aquaporin 10b. Gene Ontology annotation, biological process: water transport; glycerol transmembrane transport. Gene Ontology annotation, cellular component: plasma membrane; basolateral plasma membrane. NCBI's taxonomy places the organism in Eukaryota, Metazoa, Chordata, Actinopteri, Perciformes, Anoplopomatidae. The record is from RefSeq and is a predicted model, not a curated record. Gene Ontology annotation, molecular function: water channel activity; urea transmembrane transporter activity; glycerol channel activity.
CAACCUGUCAAGUGAGCCUGAGUCAGGCCUGUUUGCAGGAGUCCAGUUCUGUGCACUGAAGUACUUUUUAAUCAUGUCUGCUGGGAUUUAGGCAUGAAGAUGUCCUACAAAAUGAGCUACUCUCCUCUCCUGCGUGCACACACAGCGCCGCCUCGGCCGUGCCAUAAAGUGUGUGACGUAGUCAGCAGCCCCAGCAUGAAAGGGCAAACUCUGCUCACUCAGGCAGACAGUGCAUUGCUGUGCGGGUCAGACUCACCUGGUGACAGAGUCCCGGCUCUGAAAGCUCACCUGUGGCCGGACGGUGCAGAGGAAACCUCUGGGAUGGAGAGGCUGCUGAGGAAAUGUCAGAUCAGAAACCAACUGGCCAGGGAGUGCAUGGCUGAAUGCCUCGGAGUCUACGUCCUGAUUCUGUUUGGAUGUGGCUCCGUUGCCCAGGUGACCACAACUGAAGAUAAGAAGGGGCAGUACCUCUCAAUCAAUCUGGGUUUUGCUCUGGGAGCAACGUUUGGGGUCUUUAUGUCUCGUGGAGUCUCAGGUGCCCAUCUGAACCCUGCUGUAUCUCUGAGCUUGUGCGCUUUGGGCAGACAUCCCUGGAUGAAGCUGCCUUUCUACGUCUUCUUCCAAAUGUUCGGAGCCUUUCUGGCUGCAGCCACCAUCAGCCUGCAGUACUACGAUGCCAUCCAGACGUACAGCGGAGGUAAGCUGACAGUGACGGGUCCCACUGCCACAGCAGGCAUAUUCGCCACCUACCCAUCUGACUACCUCAGUGUGGGGGGAGUCGUGGACCAGGUUAUUGGCACGGCUGCACUGCUGCUGUGUGUCCUGGCUCUUGGAGACCAGAGGAACAGCUCCGUCCCUGAUGGUCUUCAGCCCGUUAUGGUGGGAGCAGCAGUGCUGGUCAUUGGCAUCUCCAUGGGCUCCAACAGCGGCUACGCCAUCAACCCCGCCAGGGAUUUUGGACCUCGACUGUUCACGUACAUCGCCGGCUGGGGAGUCGAUGUUUUCAAGGCUGGAGGUGGUUGGUGGUGGGUGCCCAUAGUGGCUCCCUGUGUUGGGGCGCUGCUGGGAACACUGAUCUACGAGCUGAUGGUUGAAGUUCACCAUCCUCUCAGUCCACCUGAGUUACAGACCUCAUGUCAGGAGGCCACUGAGGGCAAGGCGGGGCUGGAGCUGGAGGGGGUGGAACCGGACUGUGAAAAACCCACUAAAUGA